AUGGUGAGGGAACGUCGGAAAUGGACACAACAGGAAGAUUCGCUCCUGCAUGCAGCGGUCCAGAAAGCCCUCACGGAAUCCAAACCACUACUUUGGCGGAAAAUCGCCGAAGCCGUCCCGGGCCGCACGAAUAAAGAUUGUCGUCGACGCUGGUCCAAUUCCCUCAAUGUUGAUUUCUCUAAGGGCCCCUGGAGUGAAUCUGAAGAUGAGCGCCUGUGGAAUGCGGUGCGCAAGAAUGGGACCCAAUGGAGCCGAGUCUCAGAGGCUGUGAGGACGAGAAAUUCCGAUCAAUGUUCGAGCCAUUGGAGCCAGACACUGAACCCAGAAAUAGAUUAUAGUGAUUGGACGGGAAAAGAAGAUGAAUGGCUGAUGCUUGGCGUGCAACAACAUGGCACGAAUUGGACUUCAAUUGUUGCAGAUUAUUUACCUCAUCGGACUUCACUUGCUCUGAAAAACCGCUAUGCGUCACUACGUGGAAAGCUUAAAAAAGCGACGACGACGAAGACAAUCGACGACUCGCGAGCGAUCAAUUCUUUCAAAUUGCCGCUUGUGUUUUCAAUAGAGGGACGCGGCACGGAAGCCGUCACCAUCGCCAACAACAGCUCUGAGAGUAGUAGUUUCUCAGACGAUGAAGAUUAUGAAGAUGAGAAUGACGGAGAAGGUCAUGCGUCACCACCACACGAGAAUUCACAGGCCACUCGCGUUAUCAGCCAUCAACAGCAACAGCAACAGCAACAGCAGCAGCAGCAGCAGCAGAACUGUCAAAUAUGCUAG
Talaromyces stipitatus ATCC 10500 is the source of this 774-nucleotide messenger RNA. RefSeq names its product Myb transcription factor, putative. The record is from RefSeq and is a predicted model, not a curated record. NCBI's taxonomy places the organism in Eukaryota, Fungi, Ascomycota, Eurotiomycetes, Eurotiales, Trichocomaceae. The coding region runs from base 1 to 774 and encodes 257 amino acids. The transcript has 4 exons.